GACUCUGGGCUGAUUCGCAUUCCCUGCUUCGUGGUGGGACCAAGUGUGAAUGAGCCCCCCCUCCCUCCCAAACCGCUGGUAUUUCCUGCCCCCUAUCCCCUACCCCUUGCAGUCAGUAUCGGGGUGUGAAGGGGGUGCGAGAGAAGGGCGCAGGGAGGGGUCUCCGCUUCCCUCCCGAUGACUCCCCCAUCUCUCUUCUCUCCCGCCAUCCCCCCAGCGCAUUUCCUGUACCAGUCGACCGCCGAGUGUUACUUCCAGUCCAACGGGAGCGAGGCCAGAUCGGGGCCAACCCCGCCUCCUCCGCGGGUGCGCUUCCUCGAGCGCCACUUCUACGACCGGCAGGAGAUCGUCCGCUUCGACAGCGACCGCGGGGAGUUCGAGGCCGUCACGACCCUCGGGGAGCCCGACGCCGAAUACUGGAACAGCCAGAAGGACCUCCUGGAGGACGCGCGGAGGGCCGCGGAUUAUUUCUGCCGCCACAACUACGGUCUUGCGGAGAGCUUCGCCUCGGGGAGGAAGAGUAAGCGGGUGCCCGGCGGCGGGAGGGCAAGCGGGGCAGGAGGGAGCGUGAACGGGGCAGGGAAGGGGAGCACCCCUGGUCCCCAGACCCGUGGGGCCUGCCGGCAGCCCCCUCCGGACAAGGACAGGGAAGGGAAAUAAGUGGCGGGAGGAGCUCCUUUCUUACCACUGUGGACCAGACAGAACAUUCAUUUAUUUCUCUAUUCAUGUAUUUAGUCAAUAUAAAUACCUCCCAUUGAGCAAAAUGACACUGUGGCCAGUGUACAACGAAUUAAAAUAAAUUGAA
Molecule: messenger RNA, 805 nt
Organism: Pogona vitticeps (central bearded dragon)
Lineage: Eukaryota; Metazoa; Chordata; Lepidosauria; Squamata; Agamidae
Source: RefSeq, a predicted model, not a curated record